Messenger RNA from Phacochoerus africanus (Common warthog), 5741 nucleotides. RefSeq names its product zinc finger protein 12 (gene ZNF12). Gene Ontology annotation, biological process: regulation of transcription by RNA polymerase II. The record is from RefSeq and is a predicted model, not a curated record. Gene Ontology annotation, molecular function: DNA-binding transcription factor activity, RNA polymerase II-specific; RNA polymerase II cis-regulatory region sequence-specific DNA binding. NCBI's taxonomy places the organism in Eukaryota, Metazoa, Chordata, Mammalia, Artiodactyla, Suidae. The transcript is spliced from 5 exons. The coding region runs from base 525 to 2633 and encodes 702 amino acids.
GCCGCCUCGCCGCAGCCGUUUCCUGUCGGUGCCCCGGUCGCCGCUGGCCUUCGUUCCCAGGCUCUGGCCUCCGGCUGGCGAGGGUUCUGGGGCCUGCGGGGCUGGGCGCCGUCCGGCGGGGCCGGCACCCAGCGGGUGCGGGCUGUGCGGGCGAGGGUUCGCGCGGGCCGGGUGGAGGCUCGAGCGGGGACUUCCGAGCUCGAGCCCCGGAGCCCCCGGCCUGGGCAGGAGGGGCUGAGAGGCCAGGCGGGCAGGGGCGGCCGGGCCCGGGCCCGACCGUCUGUAGCGCGCGGGACGGUGAGGUACCAGGAGGUCGACUUAGGCCUCAGGAAGGGAAGUUCUCCUGAAGGGAGCUUGUCCCCUAGGCCCAGAGUCGGCUCCUCGAGCCCAGCGACCUCGAGAGGCGGAGAGGAGGGACCUCGGGAGAGGCACUCGCUGGAGGAGCCACCCCCGGCCUGGAGCUUCGGGAGCCCCGGGCGGGUCAGCGAGCCCCGACAGGUGGGCCUCCACUUUCACAGUCCUGCAUGUUUUUCCAAGAGCAGCAGAAAAUGAAUCAAUCUCUGGAACCGGUAUCAUUCAAGGACGUGGCUGUGGACUUCACGCAGGAGGAGUGGCGGCAGCUGGACGCUGAGCAGAAGACAACCUACAGGGAUGUGAUGCUGGAGAACUACAGCCACCUGGUCUCUGUGGGAUGUCACAUCAUCAAACCAGAAGUUAUCACCAAGUUGGAACAAGGAGAGGAUCCAUGGAUAGUGGAAGGAGAAUUCCUUCUUCAGACCUACCCAGAAGUCUGGAAAGUCCAUGCUUUGAUAGAGGGAGCCCCAGAAAAUGAAGACAAACAUCCAAGGCAGACUCUAUCUAUCAACAGAACCCUGAUUGAAGAGAGAGGUAAUGUUCUUGGUAAGACUUUUACUGUGGAAACAAACCCUGUUCCUUCAAGACAAAUAUCCUAUAAAUGUGACUCCUGUGAAAAGAGUUUAAGAUCUGUUUCAGAAUAUAUUAGUAGUGAUGGAAGCUAUGCAAGAAUGAAGCCUGAUGAAUGUAGUGCAUGUGGGAAAUCACUUCUCCAUGUUAAGCUGGAGAAAACUCAUCAAAGAGAUAAACCCAAUGAAUUUAAUCAAAAUGGGGAGGCUUAUGCUCUAAAUGAGGAAAGUAUUUAUCAGAACAUACAAAUUUUGGAGAAACCCUUUGAAUAUAUUGAAUGCCAGAAAGCCUUUCAAAAGGAUACAGUGUUUGUUAAUCAUAUGGAGGAGAAGCCCUAUAAGUGGAAUGAAUCUGAAAUAGCCUUUCUCCAAAUGUCAAACCUCAGUGUGCACCAGGGGGCUCAUAUGGAAAUGAAGCCCUAUGAAUGCAACGCAUGUGGGAAAUCCUUCUGUAAAAAGUCAAAAUUUAUUAUACAUCAGAGGACUCAUACAGGAGAGAAGCCUUAUGAAUGUAACCAAUGUGGGAAAUCCUUCUGCCAGAAGGGAACCCUCACUGUCCAUCAGCGAACACACACAGGGGAGAAGCCCUAUGAAUGUAAUGAAUGUGGGAAAACUUUCUACCAGAAGUUACACCUCAUUCAGCAUCAAAGAACUCACUCAGGAGAGAAGCCCUAUGAAUGUAGUUAUUGUGGAAAAUCCUUUUGCCAGAAGACACACCUCACACAACACCAGAGAACACAUUCAGGAGAGAGACCCUAUGUCUGUCAUGACUGUGGAAAAACCUUUUCCCAGAAGUCAGCACUGAAUGACCAUCAGAAAAUUCACACAGGCGUGAAACUCUAUAAGUGUAACGAGUGUGGGAAAUGCUUCUGCCGAAAGUCUACUCUGACUACACAUCAGAGGACACACACAGGGGAGAAACCCUAUGAAUGUAAUGAAUGUGGGAAGUUCUUCUCUAGGCUUUCAUAUCUCACUGUACAUUAUAGAACUCAUUCAGGAGAGAAACCCUAUGAAUGUAAUGAAUGUGGGAAAACUUUCUAUCUGAACUCAGCCCUCAUGAGACACCAGAGAGUACACACAGGUGAGAAACCCUAUGAAUGUAAUGAGUGUGGAAAAUUAUUCUCCCAGUUGUCAUACCUCACUAUUCAUCAUAGAACACACUCAGGAGUGAAACCCUAUGAAUGUAAUGAAUGUGGGAAAACUUUCUACCAGAAUUCAGCCCUUUGUAGACAUCGGAGAAUACAUAAAGGCGAGAAGCCCUAUGAAUGUUACAUAUGUGGGAAGUUCUUCUCUCAGAUGUCAUACCUCACUAUACAUCAUAGAAUUCAUUCAGGAGAGAAGCCCUAUGAAUGUAAUGAAUGUGGAAAAACCUUCUGCCAGAAUUCAGCCCUUAAUAGGCAUCAGAGAACACACACAGGAGAGAAAGCCUACGAGUGUUAUGAAUGUGGCAAAUUCUUCUCUCAGAUGUCAUAUCUCACUAUUCAUCAUAGAAUUCAUUCAGGAGAGAAACCUUUUGAAUGUAAUGAAUGUGGGAAAGCCUUCUCUCGGAUGUCAUACCUUACUGUACAUUAUAGAACUCAUUCAGGAGAGAAACCCUAUGAAUGUAACGAAUGUGGGAAGAAAUUCUACCACAAAUCAGCCUUCAAUAGCCAUCAGAGAAUUCACAGGAGAGGGAAUGUAAAUGUAAUUGAUGUGGGAAGGCUUCUCUGAAGUCACAGUUUAAUGUCACAGAACCCCCUCAAUAUAAUGAAUAAAAAACUUCUCUCAUCAUAAGUCAGAGAUUUUACCCAGGUAUAUGUGGACCAGCCUUUGAGCAUGAGUCAGACUUGGAAUUUGAAAGUUUGCAGGGUUAAAAACCACAGUUGUAACUAGGCCACAUCACAUGUGGGAUACCAGACUAGGUAAGAAUAAGAUUUUAUAAAUUUUAUUUAGAAUGUACAUAGUUUUCACCAUGGAUUCGAACUGUUUUACAUAUCAGGGAAUUUAUAUCAAGGGAAACCUCUUAAUUUAAGGAAGUGGAAAACAUUCUGUUGGAAUUAUUAAUACUAAAAAUUAUGUUUCUGAUAAAAUAUCAAGCUCUUUGUAAAAAAAAAAACACAAGAUGGCUGUCAUGAAUAAACAUGCUCCUUUUGUAAAUAGAAGCUGUAAAGUCACAGGUAGCUAAUCAAGGCAGCGACAUGGCAACAUUAAAUUCAUAUAUGAGUGGUUCUUGAGGGUGUAGGACUAAUGCUUUUGAGGGGCAUUUUGGUCUGUUUGUUUUAUAGCAUGCUACAUUACAGGAACCAUAUGUUCAUGUCUCAAUCAUGUUUAAAAAUGCAUUCUAUCCUUACUAGAAUAAUUUGUAAGACAUGGUAACAUUUUAGGUAGCACCCCAAUGUUAGUAUCUUAAUAUACAUUAUUACUUAACUAAUAUUUGAAAAGUAUAAAGUAUGCUUCUUUUUGUAUUCUUCCUUGGCAUUUAUAAUGUAUUUUAUCAUUGUUUAUUAACUAAGUCUUCCAUAAAGAAGGCAAUGUUUUAAGUAAUGUUUUCAACUCUGAGUCAGGAAGAGAUAGAAACCUAUGCAUAAAGUAGAAAAAUGCAUAGAUGAAUUUUAAAUUGUUAAUGCCAGAAGUCUCCAGUAGUGAGAAACACUGUAGGACUCACUGCACUUGAUAGUUUUUUUAAAAAGUCCAAUUUUAGUCUUUUUUCCACCUAUUUUUAUUUAAAUGCCUGUAUAAGUCUGUACAGAGCACACAUACUGUGUAACCUAGGAAUUAGCUUUAUUCUUAUUUAAUAUGAUGAUGUUUUUAAACACCAUGCUUCACUCCUUCCUGAAUGGAUUAAGAGCACAUUUGUACGGGUUUGUAGCUGGCAUUGUUGAAACUAGAAUCCCUGCUCACUUGCUCCUUACUUGUUGGCUGGCUGAGUUUGGAUAUCCAUUCCUCCUCACAGAACAGGGCAUAAAUCCUGAUUUGUUUCAAUGAAUAAUGAUAAUCCUGUUUUCAUUGCCAGCAGUUGGUUUAGAGGGUCAAGGACCCAAUUCUAGACAGAUAAAGGAAAUAUCUGGCAGGUUAUUUCUGGAAAAGCUUUCCUCAAAAUUCAAGGAAUCAAGCAGGGAAAAGUGAAAUCUUGUUGAACGUCUCCUUGUCUGGAUGUGAUGCCUGGCUCUCCUUCAGCAAUGAAUUACACUUUGUGCACAGCAAAGCAGAAAAACUGGAAGAACUUGGGACCCCGACCAUGCUCUUGAGCCACUGAACCAGCCAGCUGUGUAGCCACUCCACCUCUGGGCUGUUUCUUUCGUGAAAGACUACAUUUUAAGCUGAUUUAGGUCAUUCUUAGUGAUAACUGAAGAUACAGAGUCACACUUUUGUAGGAGUUAUGCAAUUGAGAAGUGGACUUCAGGCAAAUCAUUUAUUUUGAGCUGUUGAUAUAGAGAUUCUUAUUUUCUGUAAGUUUUGGUGUAAAUAGUUUGAGUCUUAGAAAUCAAUCUGAAACAAUUAAAUGUAUAUGUUUUCUUGAAAUGUUAUACAACUACCCUAAGAAUCUCUAGAAUCUGAUACAGUGUCAGGUAGUUCUUUCUUGAUAAUGCAUGACAUAAAUUUUGUUUAGAUUAAUUUAUAUUAUUCAUGGGUCAUUGCUACAAUGUUGUUGACAAUAUAUGGUGUGAAGUAAGAAUAUACUUUGUUUUCCAGUGAUUAGCUAUCUUGAGUAAUUCACCCCUUACCACAGAGAUGAAGUACCAUGUUUUUCCUGUAUUUCCAUCACUCGUGGAGCCUGUUGUUUGUUAAUCAUCACUUUGCCUCCAUAUUUGUCUGGAUAAUCGUGAAUAUGCUACGUAACAGGAAUUAAAAUUUGGUAGAGUGUAUAGUUUUGAGUAGGAACUAUAUAUUCAUAGUAUAUUUGUUGAAAUACUUAAGCUACUUCCCACUAGUGUGGUAAAUCUCUAACUACACAGUACGCAUUUUUAAGUAAAUAUUUGAAAAGUUUAAAGGGUUUACCACAUUUUUUUCUCAUAGAGUGGCUGAAACAAAAGGGCCCUGUAUGUUUAAGUGGUCCCAAACUGCCUCUUCCAUAAUGUGGUUGUGCGGUUGGUUUGUUUCAGAGAUGUCAAUGUUUUCUUAUUUUUACAUCUCUGAAAUUAGGAUCAAUAACAUACUCGAAUUUAACUGGCAUUUUUUUUUUCUUCCUUAGAAGUACUUAAACUAAUGGUUUGUCUUAGAUUUGAUGGAAUGCACUAUUUGAAAAGUUUUAAACUGUUGCUGGCAAGGCCUGAGCUCAAGAAAGAAAGCACUAUAGGGGCUGACUCAGUUUACGCAUCGGCAGCAAGGACUGAAUGUGGAAUUGGAGCAGAGCACAAGUACUUGUUCUUAUACACAAGUGGCCUCAUACUCCGGAGUAUGAGCAGAUUAGGAACUCCCAGAGGGAUUUCCAAGGGCUGAGCAAGAGGUCAGCCCUUCCUGGCACACAAAGGUGAGAUUCCCUCAAAUUUUUUUUUUUAAAUAAUCCUCUUGUUAGAGAAACAGUGGCUCAUUUGCUGCUUCUGUGGCCUCUCAAACAGGUCAAAGUUAAGACACACAGUGUCUUAACACCAGGGCUUUUUCUGUCUGAGGCCAGAGAGGCACCUCUCUUUAUUCCAUCUCAGUGUGGCUGGCUGGGCUGUCCAGUCACACUCCUCACAAUUUGUAAAGAAGCCACAUGACUGCAGCCCAAAUAAUUGCCAGAUUUAUAGAAACAAUUAAACAAAACAAGGACAUACAUUUUAAAAGUUGUUGCUUUUUUAAUUAUUAUUAUUACAGAGAUAACUACAUCACAAAUAAACUGCUUUUCCCUUCCUUGAA